AUGGUAGCUGCCGACUACACCAUCGACAACGGUGCGACUGCUGCGCUGGACGUCGUUCUUUGGGUGCCCAAGCGGUUUCGAAGCAUUGAUCAUGUGACAGUGGUCUCAACGAUCGAUCAGGUGAGGUAUGCUUGCUUGUGCGGCGACGCGGGCAAGCUCGACAACGGUGACUCAAUUGCGCGUUACCGAAGUCGGCCUGGAGCCGCCAACGUGGCCCCGCUGCAGACACCGCUGCCGCUACCACUCUCGACAACUGGCGACUGCAUCUCGAUCGUGUGCUGAGGCUGCUGCUGACGACAUCGUAGACCAAGGUUCGUCGCAAUGUGGCACCACCGGCCAUCGUGGCUACCAUUGAGUGCCCGGCGGGGUUGUCAAAACUGUAAAUAAUCCGGAUAGAACUGUAAAAUAGCGUUUACAGUCGCACCAGUGGGGAAGCUCUAACGUGAUUACAUCGUUGACUGCCU
This is a messenger RNA of Aphanomyces astaci, 464 nucleotides long. RefSeq lists its product as hypothetical. Bases 1 to 282 code for a protein of 93 amino acids. The transcript is spliced from 2 exons. The record is from RefSeq and is a predicted model, not a curated record. Lineage: Eukaryota; Oomycota; Saprolegniomycetes; Saprolegniales; Verrucalvaceae.